GGUACGCAAAUUUGCCCGUUCCAAAAAUGGUGUUUAUUUUCACAAAAAUUGUGAUAUUUAUCCAGAAGGCACGUAUAUAUUUCUAUAACGCAGCAGGAAUAUUCAGAUAAUUUUGACAAAUUCCAUUUGCUCAAAUCAAUUUUUUUUACUGGAAGUCUUGAAAAUGUUGGGGAUUUAAGAUUUAAGCCAAGAAAUUUGAAAAAAGUAGUUUGAAUUUCAUCAACGCCUCAAAAGCUUCGAGAUGAAUCUGCGGGCACCGGGAAAACUAUCUCUGAGGGAUAAAAUUUUCAGUCGUUUAACAAAUCUUGAAGUGAGCCGGAACUAUUACCAGGAAGCGGUAUUUCCGGAAGGAAAUGCAGAAUUGAGUCAAACACCAAGAAACUUGGAAAAUGAUGUCCAUGACGACGACGACGUUUGUUCCACCAGCAGUGGAAGCAGUGUCGACGAUCAUCUUGUGACCUCAGACCAGAUCGAUUUAAAUUCCCAGUUUUUCAGCCAAAAAUUUACCGAUAAAACUACUUUGGAGCAACCUGUAAUUGGAAACGACUCAAAAAUGAGUAGCGAAGACGAGAAAUCAGAAUGUGAUCCUGAUGAACGGGAGAGGAUCGAGAUGAUGUUGUCCCAGUUGGCCAGCUAUUCUCAGAGCUGUCAGCAAUCUGAACCGAUGUUGGACAGUUGCAAAAAAGAAAGUAUGGAAAAUCGAGAAGAAUUGGAACUAGGUGGAGAAGAGGAAUGGAUCCCACUUGAUGUCCCUGACGAUGAUAAUGAGCUUGGGGACGUAGAAGUUAUCAUUAAUCAGCAAGUUAAUACGAAUGGUAAAAUAGUUGAUGUUGCUGCUCAAUUAAAGCGGUUAAUUUGCACGGAGAAAAGAGAAAAACGAUUGGUUUUGCACCAGGUUCAUCUGCUUUGUCUCUUAGGACAUGGUUUUUACUUGAAUCGAGUUAUUCAAAAAAUUAUGAUAGAAAAACAUGAAGAGAUCAUGGAUCUCUUACUAUGUGCUAAUUUUAAAAAAGUACCUGAACAAAUUGAUUAUCAAUUUGUCAAAACGAUUUGUGAUAUUUAUAGAAUUAAAAUGAUAAAUAACAAGUUUGAAAAGGAAACAUUUAGGGAUACCAAAGAUAUGGUAACCAAAAGCAAAAUUAUGUUGCUUAUUGCUGUUCUACGAUUUCUAGCUAUUGAAACGAGGCUCGUUAUGUUUUUGGACGUUAUAUCUAAAAACUUACCUUCGAACGAUAAAGUUCAUGGCAAAAUGCAAAAAUUGCUAAAGAAAGCAGAUGAAGGUAGUCAAUUUUCUAUGCAACCUUGUGAUAGAUAUCCGGAUGUGCCUCUCACUACAACCGAGAUUUUGAAAAGGAAGCCUGAGUUUGCAAAUUUCGCUCAUAUACCUCAAAUGGAUGGUACUGACGAUAUUCCUUCAGAGGGAAAACGUCCUCGCUUGAAUAGAUUAACAGAAUCAAAGUCCAACCUUUGGAAGCUAAAAGUUCAGAAGCUUCCAGAUCGCAUUGCUGGUGGCAAAACAAAAUCUAAAACAAAGAGCAAAAACACAUCACCAUUCUUUAGCUCAAAAAGCGAGAGCCACACAAAACUGAAUACGGAAACAAUUUCGACCUGGAUUGAAAUAUUCUUACCCUUAGAAAAUCGAUGGAGCGUCUUGGAUCCCACCAGUUUUGAACUAGAUCAGCCUGAUGCUGUCAUCUCACAACUUCCAUCACCGACACCAGGAUACAUUUUCGCUUGGGACAACGAUCACCUUUUGCGAGAUGUAAGCCCCCGCUAUUGGUGGCACAACGAGAUGGCCUCCCGAAGGCAGCGUGCACCCGAAAAAUGGUUGCGAGCUCUUCUGGAUCGCUUCGACGGGCAAAAACGGAUACGUCGUCGGUUGAUUUAUGAUUUGGCAGAUAGAAGGGAAUUUCGAAUGCUUCGAUUAAGAGCACCAAUUCCAGAUAAAGUUUCCGAGUUUAAAAAUCACCCAUCGUACUGUCUGAAACGGGAUUUGCUCAAAUUUCAAGGAAUCUACCCACCGGAUGCUCCUCCGCUCGGAUUCUACCAUGGCGAAGCGAUUUACGCCCGCGAAUGCGUUCACACGUUACACUCGCGCGAAGUUUGGUUACGCCACGCGAAGGUGAUUCGAAUAGGCGAGCACCCCUAUAAGGUGGUUUGGUCCAAGCUUAAACGCGAAAAGACCGAACUGGAACUGUUUGGCCGGUGGCAAACGGAGGAAUACAUCCCUCCGGAACCCGUGGACGGUCGGGUGCCCCGCAAUGCUUUCGGAAACAUCGAACUCUUUAAGGCUUGCAUGCUACCCAAAGGAACGGUGCAUUUAAAAUUGCCGAAUGUUUCGAAAAUCUGCCGCAAAUUAAAUGUAGAUUACGCCGUGGCAGUUGUAGGAUUCGGUGUUCAUGCAGGGGGUAAUCACCCUGUGUUUGAUGGAAUUGUUAUUUGUAAAGAAUUUGAGAACGUGGUUCUGGAAAAUUAUAAACGUGAACAGUUGGAACAGGAAAAAAGGAAACAUGAACAGAGACAGUGUCGAAUCUACGGAAACUGGAAAAAGUUGAUCAAAGAUGGAUGAUACUCGCCCUAUCCCUCCUUUCCGAUGCGAGGAAAUAAAACGGAACCAACUUGCCAAAGAAUGGAAAAGCUGGAAGACGUCUCUCGAAAUUUAUUUCGAUGCGUAUGAAAUUUCC
Molecule: messenger RNA, 2684 nt
Organism: Uranotaenia lowii
Lineage: Eukaryota; Metazoa; Arthropoda; Insecta; Diptera; Culicidae
Product: DNA repair protein complementing XP-C cells homolog
Exons: 4
Coding region: 242-2569 (775 amino acids)
Biological process (GO): nucleotide-excision repair; mismatch repair
Cellular component (GO): XPC complex; nucleus; nucleotide-excision repair factor 2 complex
Molecular function (GO): damaged DNA binding; single-stranded DNA binding
Source: RefSeq, a predicted model, not a curated record